ACUGAGCAGCGCUCGAGCCGUGGCGCCGGUCCCAGCCCUCAGAUCACCGCACGAGCGAACGUAGCGCGUGUCCCUUCGAGUGCUUUUAUCCACGCAGGUUAAUUCGCUUUCUUUAAUUCUCCAUCUGCGUGUGUACUAGAGACGUUUUUUUUUGUUUGUUUGGUUUUUUUUUUUUAAUAUAUUUUUUCAUUUUUUUUUUUGUUUUGUUUUAGCAGCGGGACAGAGAGGCUCGCGACACCGGGGCACAGACCGGGAUAAGACCGAAGCUCCAGUUUAUUAUAACCCGGGACAGUGGACAAUAUUCCUACACGACAGGACGGUACUUUGGGAUUACUUUCAAACGCAGGUUGUAAUUGGAAUACAACGCAAACCUCUUUAAAACAGUUAAUUUUCUGCUUCUCAUUAUGAGGCUUUUCCACAGUGGAUAAUAAAAGCAGAUUUGUGUGCGCUUUGUACACACUGCACCGUCAGGGAACGACUGAAUAAUCUGAGAAAUAUUUGAACCCUCAAUUGUAGCCUUUAGGAAUCAUCCUCCAAACUUAUUGCACGUUGUGUUGGACAGAACCGAUCUGAACUGAACUGACAGAGCUGUGAAGUCCGGGUCCGGGUGAGUGUCAGAUCAAGAUGCGCCGCGUCUGAAUCCACGAGUUCGGGACUUUGGUGGUGUUCAAGAUCCACGCCUUUAUCCUGGACCAGAGCAGGAACCGAAUCAUGAUGAGUCCCGUCAGCGUGGUGGUGAUCCUGGUAUGCUGGGUUCUGUCCGGAUCUUUGUGGGCAGCCAGUCUGAGUGGACUGGGAGAUACUGUUAUGGGUCCAGAGAAGUUCAGAGGUGUGGCCAACUUCACAACCUUCCUGCUUGAUCGCUCAUCCAACACACUGUACCUGGGUGCCCGCGAUGCUAUUCUGGCUGUCGACACGUCUAAACUGAACCAGCCUCCACGCAUGAUCAUUUGGGAUGUACCGGAGGAGAAGAGGCACUCUUGUGUGGCAAAAGGAAAGACAGAGGUGGACUGCAACAAUUACAUCCGCCUCCUGGAGUUUCUCGGAGACGGACACAUCUAUGUGUGUGGUACCUAUGCUUUUGACCCCCAGUGUGCCUUUUUGGAGCUCUCGUCCUUCACUUUGGAGAAAUCUGAGGAUGGGGGAAUCAAGAUGGAGACAGGGAAGGGAAAGUGUCCAUUUGAGCCCAGUCAGCACUACACUGCUGUUAUGGCAGGUGGUACCUUAUACACAGCAGCUACUAGUAACUUCCUGGGAACACUAUUCGACAUCUCCCGGGCAACAGGUCCUGAGCAGGAGCGCAUCCGAACAGAAAGAUCCAUCAACUGGCUCAGCGAUCCAGAGUUUGUAAGCUCUGCCUUUAUAGAACAGGAUGCCGACAGCAACCCGACAGGAGAUGACGACAAGAUCUACUUCUUCUUCACUGAAGUAGCCAAAGAAUACGACCUGUACACUAAGGUCAAAGUCCCCAGAGUGGCACGAGUCUGCAAGUCUGAUGUGGGAGGGAUGAAGACUCUGCAGCGGCGUUGGACAACUUUCCUCAAGGCCCAAUUGGUAUGUGAGGACAAACCCAGCGGUCAACGAUAUAACGUCUUGACUGAUGUCUUCACCACGCAGCACACACCAGGCGACCCCAGCAGUACACACUUCUAUGGACUGUUCACCUCCCAAUGGGAACGGGAGGAGUUAUCAGCAGUGUGUGUUUUCAGUCUGUCUGACAUUAAUAAAGUGAUGGAUGGUCCAUUUAAGGAGUUGAAAAAGACCUGUGAAAAUCAACCCUGGAUCAACCAUGAGCCAAUCCCGACACCUCGGCCCGGCCAGUGCUUGAACAAUGCCUUGAAGGCUGAAGGCUAUGAGUCGUCUCUGAAACUCCCUGACAAAGUGCUAACAUUUGUCAGAGACCACCCUCUGAUGGAGAACAGCGUUACUGCAGCACCUCUGCUGGUCCGAAAGGGAAUCAGAUACACCAAACUAGCUGUAACGCAAACAGGCAGUGGAGAUGAGCAAAGAGGAGCGCUGCUACACCUUGGAACAGAUCGUGGGGAGCUUCACCGGGUGGCAGUAGUGGGCCAGAAUGCCACUAUGCUGCAGGAGAUCCCUCUGUUCAGCUCACAGGAGCCUGUCAACAAUAUAUUACUUCAUCAGGGCCGGGUGCUGGUUGGAAGCCCACUGUCUCUGGCUCGUCUCCAGGCUGAAGGCUGCUCUCUGUAUCCCAGCUGUAAGGUCUGUGCCAGAGCCAGAGGACUGGGCUGUGUGUGGAGCACAAAGGAGGAGGCCUGCAGGCCCACGGCAACUGAGCCUGGCCCAGGUGAUAUGGUAGAUGAAGCCUUGAGGAAGUGUGAUAGAGAGGAAGGUCGUUGCUCUCCAUCCAUCAUGGAGCUGCGAGUGGCCAGAGGUCUGCGUCUCCUAUUGCCCUGUGUCCAGUUGUCCCCCCGGUCCUGCAGCUGGGAGCAUCCACCCCACAGACACACCAGACAACAUCACUCUGACCUGGAGGUGACCGUCACUGAGGACAGCCUGGGAACCUACAUCUGCACCUGCCAGGAGGCGGGGCCAGGUGUUAGGGACCCCACCCCCUGCCGUAGAGCAGCCUAUCAGCUGACCCUCGAGGGCCCCAGUGCUGGUGGAAACGUGGCAUCAGCUGGAGUCCGUCACGUCCUGGCCAUCUAUAUCCUUGUCUUCUGCGGGGGUGUACUGUUUGGUAUAUUUCUGUUUUACUUUAUCACCCGGAGACCUCGCAGCCUCAGUCGCCAGGGUCACCACUUGCCGGAUAAUUCUCUGUCGUCGGAAAAAGGGCGGGACUUGUUGGGUUCAUCAGCUACGCCGCAGUCCCCCAGCAGCGCCAGUCUGCUGUCUGAGGGAUUCAGGUUGACUGAGAAACGGAACGGGACGACGACAACAACCACAACCACAACUUUACUGAGUAGCCAGGGGAACGGUGGUCACCUUAGCAACAGUUAUAGUAGCUCCUUGAUCCACAGCAACCCCAGCAAUGGCCACGGGAACACCAUAUACGGCAACUGCAACACAAGCGCCAGCGGGUUGAAGUUCGCCACUGAAAUUUUAGCCGCAGAUAUGCUGGAUGGAAGGACGGGGGAGAGGGAGAGGGGGAGGCCAGAGGGGGGAGAGAGGGAGUCGGGAGAAGGGGAUGAGGUGGAAGAGGGGAUGGGGGAUGGGUUAACAGAGGGUAUGAAAGGCCUGGAGGAUGACCUCGCAGGCUUCCCUUUGUUCAAAUCACCAGCACCUCUGGCUCAGUGUGAAGAAAGUUCAAUAUGAACCAAAACUGUCACUAAGUUCAGAAGGUCACAUAUGUGUACUGUUACAUACACCAUUCUGCAUCCCCCAAAAGAACUGGAUACGACUGGGAGGAAUGCAAAAUGGCAACCUCAAAAUGCCUUUGGGUCGGAGCUGUGGCCUGGAGAGAGACUCAAAGAUAUAUAACAGAUAUGAGUUUAUAUCUAAAUGUGUGAGAGGGAGUGAGACGAUUCAAUCCAGAGAAGACAUUUUGGAGAUCCACAGUGAGACGUGUAAGAUGUAAAUAUAAAAUGUAAAUAUAAACAGUCUUGAAGCUGACUGUGGACGUGACAGUGAGCACUAUGUUGAGUGUGUUACAAAGAAUCAAAGAUCAAAGUCUACGUGUGUGGACAUGGAAAAGCCAUACUGUCUUUCUUUAUUUUCUGUUGUUUGGUCUGUCAUGCUUUCCUUGUGGCACUGCUGAAGAAAAGUGCACUUUGAAUCUCCCGGCACCUCCCUCUCUGUUUCUAUGUCUCUAUUUGUCUCUCUGACACCGAACACAAUCUCCAAACCCAGACCUUCACCGGUCGAAAGGCACCAAAGGACUGCUGAGUCACUGACGGCUCAGAACGGAUUGUCUGUUGGCUUUAAACAAAGAGAUGUCAACACUGUCAAAGACUCAUAAUCUAAACUCACUGCAUGGCCUGCAGACAGACAGUGGACAUGACGGGGCUGACCCUGGCCUGUACUGCUGCAGCGGUUCAGAGGAUGUUAACGUUAAACGUCACCUGUCAGAUGUGUGUGAUGACUGCCAAAUACAAGCAACAGGAUUUUCAUUCAACUCAAAAAAACAAACUUCAGCCUCACAGAAUGGACCUCUCCAUACAAAUAGCCACCUCCACCUGUGUUUCAUAAAAAAUACAAAUGUAUUGUUUUGUCAUGUUGAUUUAUAAUAAAGAUAAAAAAUGUUGUUAA
This is a messenger RNA of Sphaeramia orbicularis (orbiculate cardinalfish), 4209 nucleotides long. RefSeq names its product sema domain, immunoglobulin domain (Ig), transmembrane domain (TM) and short cytoplasmic domain, (semaphorin) 4F (gene sema4f). The record is from RefSeq and is a predicted model, not a curated record. The coding region runs from base 712 to 3276 and encodes 854 amino acids. Gene Ontology annotation, biological process: positive regulation of cell migration; semaphorin-plexin signaling pathway; neural crest cell migration. Gene Ontology annotation, molecular function: chemorepellent activity; semaphorin receptor binding. Gene Ontology annotation, cellular component: plasma membrane. NCBI's taxonomy places the organism in Eukaryota, Metazoa, Chordata, Actinopteri, Kurtiformes, Apogonidae. The transcript is spliced from 15 exons.